CGGAGGGGAGGGGAGGGGAGGGAGCUGUCUCCCAAUCCCCUCCAUCCCCUUGCCUACCUUCCUCCAGGGCACACAGAUCAGUAGACCAUUAAGCUUUUAAUUGAGGUGCAUGUGUAUCAUUCUCUGGAGUGAGUUGUAGCAGUUGGAAUUCGCAAGGAACGAAGCGAGAGAGAGAGGGAGAGAGAGAGAAAAGAGGCAAUUUAUCAUCGUAGUGCAUGCUGGCAUUCUGUACAGCCUUUCGUGUUUUUUUGUUUUUUAAAUUUUGAACCUGAGCACAGAUUGGGAUACAGCAUCAAGAAAAAGGCAGUGCACAGAGAAAGUAAGAAGUCAAGCUGAACUCAACUGAACCGAACAGAAUGAUUUUAGGUUCCCCAGUUCAGAGCAGCCCCCUGCUGGCCACUCUUCCAGUCCCGGGACGGUCUGUGCAGCCCCAGCUGGACCUGAAACACUUCCUUCCCUUCCGGCUCAAUGGCUCGGCGCCUCUCAGCCUCUUCCCCAAUUUCAGCACUAUGGAUCCUGUGCAGAAGGCAGUGAUCAAUCACACAUUCGGCGUCCCGCAGCCUCUGAAGAAGAAGCAGAUAAUCUCCUGCAACAUCUGCCGUCUGAGAUUCAACUCCACGAACCAAGCGGAGGCUCACUACAAAGGCCACAAGCACACGAGGAAACUCAAAGGCAUAGAAGCACAGAAGCACAAGAAGCAGAGGAGUCCUGGGGCCGUGGUGUCAGCAGCGAGGAAGAGAGACAGGGGGAGGGACAGGGGGAGGGGGAGCGAGCCCCUCCCCGCCCUCACUGAGACCCUGCCAGCGCUCAUGGAUACCAGGAUGCAGGAGAGCGAGAGUCUACAAGCCUGCCAGGAGGAGAAGGUAGAGGAGAGCCAGGGCAGCUCGCAGAUGCUGACGCCCGACUCUGAGGUCUCCUCCCUGGAGCUGCCUCGCAGCGUGUCCCCUCUAGUGUCCCCAGCCUCCGAGCUGUCGGAGAGCAUUUCCGAGGGGAGCGUCACUUCCCCCAUCGAUCCUGGCUUCGAGGUGGGGGGCGCAGAGACCAAACCCGACGAGGACUCCCCCGCUGAGGCGGGGGAUAAAGACCCCAAGAAGAGCAGACAGCACCUCCACUGCCCUGUCUGCAAAGUGACUGUCAAUUCCACAUUGCAGCUUGAGGCACACAACAGCGGGGCCAAACAUAAAUCUAUGCUGGAGGGGCAGGGCAGCCAGCUGCGGGGGAGGAUUAAAGUGCUGUUGCCUCGAUCAGCCUGCAAAACCAAGAGGAUAGGCAACAAGGGCAGCGUGGGCAUCCAGAACAAAGCCUUCCACUGCGAGGUGUGCGAGAUCUACCUCAACUCAGACACUCAGCUCAAGCAGCACAUGAAUAGCAGGAGGCACAAGGACAGGCUGGCUGGCAACCCCCCCAAGCCCAAAUACAGCCCUUACAGCAAGAGCCAGCCGAACUCAGUCUUAGCGAAUGUGAGAUGGGGCAGCUACGCCGGUGGGGCGGUGUCUGCGAUGAAGAAGGUCUUCGGUCACUGCAAUCUGACCUCACUGUCUUCUCAGGGAAAGUCAACCCCGAAUUUUCUAGACAUCUCUGCUGUGGACCCGCUUGCAUCUGUGGAUCGGGUCUGGUACCAGCUGCUCAAGCUGUCCAGUCUGGGGUGCACCAGCGGUCCACUGGACCCUCUCCACACUAAACUGGCCCUGCAGAAGCAGCUCUGCAAGACGCUGGCAACCAGCUUCCUGCCCAACCCGCUGAGCCCUGCAGCCCUGUGCACCAUGGCAGCCAACCCCCUGGCAUUGCGACACCCAGCCGGCACUGCCACCCUCAUCCAGAACCCCCUCCUCGGACCAGCCUUAUUCCGACCCGCUCCCGGGCCCCUGCGAGCCGCCCACACGCCUAUCAUGUUCGCCCCCUAUUAGACCCCGCCCUCCCUGGGGCAGGGGCACUGUGAUCACGGACAUACCUCACUGUACCAGGGAGACAACAGGAACUAUGCAGCGCUAGCUAAGAACAAGGAACAAGAAAUUGGAUAUGUUUGGAUAAUGAUUGCACAGGCUCUAAGACUCCUAUUGCACACAGCAAUUUCGGGUUGAUUUGUAACUGUCUGGCAUUGCAACCUCAUAUGGGGAUAGAUAAAAAAAAUUUAAAAAAAACUCUCUUCUAGUCUUUAUCCGGAGACAUGGAAGACGCAAAUGCACGAUGAGCUUGUAUGAGGAUGCCAUUCACCCCCGUAUAUUCAGAUUAGAAAAUGGUUGAGAUGUAUGUUUAAAUCAAGAUCUUAAGCUUUAUUAGAUAAAGCAGAGAGCAGUAAGUCCAUAGUAAAACCUGGAGGAGCUCAGACCGCUAUGCAAUGGGAGUCUUAGUUCCUCACCUGGAAAUGCACACAAACAUGGGCUGUUCUGCAAUAAGGAGAAACCAGUUUUAGUGUUAGUGUUCUCCCCAAAUAUUUGUUCCCCCCUAGGAAUGAAUAUUCAUUUCCCCCUAGGAACCAAUAUUCAGCAAUAUUGGUUCUCCUUCCAAAUAUGUGUAACCCCUUAUUUUUUUAUAACAAAGUCAUCUUUCUUUGCAUACAAGUCUAUACCCAUGCACUUUCAACAAAAACCUUAAUUUGAAGUCAACGUUCCCUAACCCUAACCCUAACCCUGUACCAUCCAGCCCCUCUGACAGGUCCAGUCUCACCUACAAUAAUACAUGAGAACAGCCUGCAAACACAUUGUUCACAUCACUAGGAUGAGCUUGUAACUUUGUCCUUUUUUGCACUUUUUUUUUUUUUUUAAUGAAAAACAAACAACAACUGUGUGGAUUGUUACAAUGUUGUUCUGGAAACGGCAAACCUGUCAAAACAAAAGAAAAACAGCCUUCAUUAAUUUUGGGGCCUAGUAGGCCCACAAAACAAAAAGCCUGCUUCCUGCAGUGGGUCUGAAGCCUUUUUAGGACUGUGGAUGUUUUGGGUUUUUUUUGUCUGAGGUGGCGACCCUGGAUACAUGAGAAGCACAGUGACACAGGCUAAAAUAUCAAUGUUUAGAUCACCCAUGAUUUUAAGUAAAAGGACUUGGUAACCUUUAUAACCUAAGAGGUAGAUAAUGCUGUCCUAUCUAUAUUUCAAUGCUGCCUGCUAUUAACAAACAAUUUCAGUGCUUAGAUCAGCAUAGAAGAGCUCCUCUGGGAUGAUUUUUAAAAAAAGACGGACAUUUAAUUUUGAAGUCACUUAAAGCAUCAAAGUCAAUAAGCUUUUAAGAAUUCCAGCCAAACACACACUUGCCAACAUUUGGAAACUGUUCAGCGGGACGCUUGUCUCCGGGGGGGGGGGGGUCAUACACAUCAUACACAUGGGAGGAGUCAUACGCAAAAACACUCAUUAUCAUUUAAUAGACGUAUCCCCCCCCCCCAACUCAACACGACACGACCAUCAUGACAGUAAAAAUAGACAUGAUGAAGCGUUCUUACCUUUGUAUAAGUUAGUGAUCAGCAGAUGUGUCAGCCGCACGAAGAGCACAGCGUGUGGUUUUCACUAACUCUACUGUGCAGAUUAAUUUGUUUUUUUUUCUAUGGGUAAAUAUCAGGACUUUCUUCCUAUGCAUCGGGACGCGGGACAUUUGCUAGGAAGUUGGGACAGUCCCGACCAUAUAUUAUUAUUAUUAUUAUUAUUUAUUUCUUAGCAGACGCCCUUAUCCAGGGCGACUUACAAUCGUAAGCAAAUACAUUUCAAGUAUCACAGUACAAGUAAUAAUACAAUUAAGAGAUAAAUACAAUGACUUUGGUUCAAGCAAGUACAAGUGUGACAAAAUACAAUUCAAUAAUACAGCAAUCUCUGCAUAUAGGGACUGUUCGCAUGUAUGCAAACACCAAUGCCUGCAAAUUAUGAAGUGAGGUAAAAUGAAUUUGGAAAAAAAAAAUGCUUAGGUCAUGAUAUCUCAGUACGGGACUCGUUUCUCUGUAGAAGUUUCCAUUUGAGUCGGUCUGUGUUGUUUCUGUAGCAACUUUGCAUGCAUAGCUGCCAAAACAGUCUGUGUUUAUUGCCAUGCAAGCUGUUGUUAUAUUUGUAACAUUAAUUUAAUUAUACUACAUUAACGUGUAUAAUUAUAGAUAAGAUAUUUUAGUUCAUAUUUCAAAAGCUAGUCAUACCAGACUCGACUCUUUGUAUCUAAAUAACUAGAACAAUAAUCGGUUUUAGUUUUAAGAUUACAUAAUUAAGUGUUUGCUUUGCCUUGUGCCAAAAAAAAAAAGUGUUGCUUAUGAAGUAGCAAUAGAUGCAAUUUAUUUAACUAAACUAGCAAAAAUGACACCAGUAACAAAACUUUGGUUAAAAUUGACGUCAUCCAACUCAUCUUCUUGAAUAAUUUCCACUUUUUUUUGUGGUCUGUGGAAAACUUUCUGUAUUUGAGAAAGGUUUUGGACUUCACAUGCCUCAGUUUGAAAGCUUAGGCAGUACAAGUUAAUCACAGAUAGCACAGCACAAUACUUAAAAAGCUGUAUUUGUGAUUUUUGUAUUGCACACAGUGCCACCAGGUGGCCAAAUACUGUUACUACAGAGAGGAAAGAAAACAGAAAGUUCUGUACAGCUUAAGGUGAGGGGAGGAGGGGGGGGGGAGUUGCAGCAAACUCAGGUCUACAGCAAACAAGUUUGAGUUAAAAAUAGAAAAUUAUCAAAUGCAUCCCAACCUUUCAUUACUUUUUUUUUUUUUGUACUAAACACUGUGAGUACCACCCUGGUUCAUAGAUCAUAGCUCAUUGUUUGCGCAUCCAGUUGUAAAUACAUAUUUGCAGUUAUUACGUGACACUUGUGUAUUAUCUAAAAAUAAAUAAAGAUUUUUUUUUUUAGGGACAUGGCCAGUAUUUCAUUGUAUUCCAGCUGUAAUGGUGACUGUACAUUUAUCCCCCUGUCCGAUGUACUAUAAUAACUGUUAGCAAAAGAGAAGAAAAUAUUUUGAUAAGAGAUUGCUCGUUGCUGUAUUGUAUUACUGCUGUGAAACGAGGAGGGAGAGAAGGAGGAGGACAAAAUAAAUCAGUUACAGCUUCCACGUCA
Acipenser ruthenus (sterlet) is the source of this 5014-nucleotide messenger RNA. RefSeq names its product zinc finger protein 385D-like. The transcript is spliced from 10 exons. Lineage: Eukaryota; Metazoa; Chordata; Actinopteri; Acipenseriformes; Acipenseridae. Gene Ontology annotation, cellular component: nucleus. Gene Ontology annotation, molecular function: nucleic acid binding; zinc ion binding. The record is from RefSeq and is a predicted model, not a curated record. Bases 357 to 1907 code for a protein of 516 amino acids.